Molecule: messenger RNA, 2068 nt
Organism: Corticium candelabrum
Lineage: Eukaryota; Metazoa; Porifera; Homoscleromorpha; Homosclerophorida; Plakinidae
Product: chromatin assembly factor 1 subunit A-B-like
Exons: 11
Coding region: 72-1934 (620 amino acids)
Biological process (GO): nucleosome assembly
Cellular component (GO): CAF-1 complex; nucleus
Source: RefSeq, a predicted model, not a curated record
GCGCAAUCUUUCCCGCGCAAGUUGUACAGCGACUUUCCCAUUUGCUUUGAAAUCGAGACAACCUGAUCGAGAUGUCACAAGAUACUUUACACACGCACGUCAGUACAGCAUCUGAAGACAAAGAAAACAAAAUGGCGUCUGCCAUCGAAAUGCUGGAGCCACCGAAGAAGAUUUUAAAGCCAGAUGCGAUUGAUGUAGAUGUCGCGCCUAAUUCGAGUGUGACUGUUGUCAGUGAGUCGAGGAUGGAGGUGGAAGGGAGAGCAGUGAUUGUGGUUAAGAAACCGCGUGUAAAGCUAAGUCCGGAAGAAAGGGCUGCCAAAGAGAAAGAGAAGCAGCAGAGAUUGGAAGCUCGAGCAGCCCGGGAAAAAGAAAAGGAAGAAAUCAAGAGAAAAAAGGAAGAUAAGGCAAAGAAACAGCAGAAAACUACAGCAAAUUUUCUAAAGUUUUUCACAAAGAAACAAACACCAGAGAAGUCGUCGAAACAAUUGAGUAACACAUCAGAACGACUGUGGUUUAAACCGUUCUUCGUUCAACCGUUUGUGACUCUCGCAAAGCGACCGCGUGAACGUCUAUCAUCAGAAGACACGGCAGCUUUGGAGGAAUCUCUAGUACAACAAGCUGCAGACAAGCUAUAUCUGGAUAUGCUAAAACACAGAAACGUCAAGUUCAAGUGCCGUCAACUGAGAGGACAGAGAGUGAUCAACGAGAGAGGAGACGUAGUGAAACAGAGUGAACAACGGACGUCGUCUAGUGCGACGUCGAUGGACGUUGAUGUGAUCAUAACGAGUGACAUUAAUUCUAUUAAUAUUAAUAUGGGAACGAUGGAUGGAACGAGACCAAAAUUACUUCAGUUUGUUGAUAACCAUCGUCCUUCGUAUUUUGGGACGUUUCGGAAGAGAAGCAAAGUCGUGAGACCGAGACGACCGCUUGCUAAAGACAAGGAACUUGUAAAUUAUGAUGUCGACAGUGAUGAAGAAUGGGAAGAGGAGGAACAAGGUGAAAGCAUUUCCAACAGCGAGGAGGAAGACAACAAUGGUGGGCAAGAUGAGAAUGACGAAGAAGACGACGGGUUUUUUGUUCCUCAUGGAUAUCUGUCGGAAGACGAAGGUGGUAAGGAGGAUUUUCAACGCAUGGACGUGUCUGGAGAUGCCGAACAGAAACGUGAGUUGGCUUGUGACAAAGCAAUAGAGACCGACCUGGCUCGCAAGUGCCAGCGUCUCAAACCCUUCGUCAUUGGCUGUGUGUGGACGACUCUGGACGGCAUGUUGGAUAUAACAAGAGCGACUGUGACCGGACACAGUCACGACGUUCUUGUUCAAAAACUGAAACAAUGUGAAGCCGUUCCGGUGAUUUCUUCUUCCGUUCAGUUGAUGAAAUCGGUUGGUAAUGGAGCGGGGGUUGAGAGGGUGUUGCCUGUGGCGAGUAGUCCAGGAGUGGUGCAAUAUUCUUGUCAGCAGGGAUCAGUAGCUAAGACGUCGUUUCCUGAUGAAGCACUACCUGACUUAGUUCGUUUCGUCCACGGCAACAAGUUUGGGAUGAAGAAGCUUGCCGACUUGUUCCAGCACUACUGGGCCGCAAAGUCCUCCACAAAAACCAACCAGAGUGUACAGAACGCAUCGUCGUUUUAUCAAAAUUCGAGGAUUUCUAGACGUCAGUUGGAAUCAACCAUAAAUGUCAUUGCUGUGAAGGAGCUUCGAACCGGGUAUCCUUCACCAUGUUGGUACGUGAUGCGGGAAGUUAUUGAAAAGAUGGGAUUAUUGGAGGACGAGCUGCAGGUACCGAAUCAUUCGUUUGUUGCAAAAAUUCAAUUGCUGGCCAGCUCGUUUGGUCUCCCUAUGAAGCCAUCACCAGUGAAUGGAUUAGCUACAACGAAUGUUGGUCAACCAGUGAAUGUAAAUGCGUCUGUCCCUGUUAUUGAUUUGACUAAAGUAUGAAUGGAGAUGGUAGUGUACUAUCAAAUGUUCAUAGUGAGAGGCGGUCGACUCGGUUGUUGUUAGUAUAGAGUGACAGUAUGGGUAGUUUUUAUUUGGAAUUUGUUCUUUCUUAGAGAGUAAAUGCCUCUUCUCAC